AUGGGUACUUCAUAUUUUGGUCAUUAAAUUUUUAAUUGUUAUGCACCAGAAACUGGAAAUAUAAAAUUAUUGAUUAUGGCAGGGACAGAUUAAUAAAAAGAAAAAUAUUUAAAACCUCUUUUAGAAGGUGAAUGUAAAGCAUUUUUUGCUAUGACAGAGAGAAAUGUUGCUUCAUCUGAUCCAACCAACUUUGAAACUACAAUUACUAAAUAAGGAGAUGGAUAUAUUAUCAAAGGAAGUAAAUGGAUGGUUACAGGUAUACAAGAUCCAAGAUGUAAAUUUGGUAUUAUAAUGGGCAAAACUACUGUUAAUUCUAAAUCACCUUUCACAGAAUAAACAUUGUUCUUAGUUGAUACACAACAUCCAAAUAUUAAAAUUUUAAAGCCAUUAUCAGUUCUUGGUUAUGAUGAAGCACCAAACGGACUUGGAGAAAUGAUUUUUGAUAAUGUUUAUAUUUCCAAAGAAUAAAUGUUAGGUAAAGAAGGAGCUGCCUUUGCUAUGUCUUAAGGUAGACUUUUGGGAGGAAGAUUACAUCAUUGUGUUAGAUUAUUAGGAUUAACUCGUAGAUCUAUUGAUACACUUUUAGAGAGAGGAUAAAGAAGAUAUCAUGAAGGAAAAAAAUAAAAAGAAGAUACAUCUUAUUAAGAAAAGAUUGGUAAAAUAGAAUGUGAAUAUUAAAUUUGUAAGACAAUGAUUUUGAAUGCUGCUAUGAUAUUAGAUUCUCUUGGAGGUAGACAUAUGUAAUCACUUAAAGCUGUAAGUGAAGUUAAAGUAGCUAUACCAAAUAAAUGUUAAUGGAUUAAUGAUGAAUGCAUUCAAUUAUUUGGUGCUUAAGGGAUAACUACAGAUUAUAUUUUGUAAAUUGCAUUUUAGGCUAGUAAAUCAGUUCGAUUGAUGGAUGGUCCUUGUGAAUUACAUAAAAAGUAAGUAGCAAGAUUCACUUAAGGAAGUCAUAUGUUCAAUGAAUUAGUUAAUGUAAAUGGAUACAUAGCUAAUCUUUGA
Molecule: messenger RNA, 1002 nt
Organism: Paramecium primaurelia
Lineage: Eukaryota; Ciliophora; Oligohymenophorea; Peniculida; Parameciidae
Source: the annotation of a GenBank genome assembly